Dimorphilus gyrociliatus is the source of this 7853-nucleotide messenger RNA. The record is from the annotation of a GenBank genome assembly. NCBI's taxonomy places the organism in Eukaryota, Metazoa, Annelida, Polychaeta, Dinophilidae.
GCAGAACAGCUGAAAACGAUAAGAUGGCGUCAAAAUCAGAAAAGUGAUUUUGAAGAACAGUCAAUUUUAUCCCGUAAUUCAUAUUCUAUUAUUCUAUCUAUCUUCUCCAAAGAACUAUGGACGUUAAUGAGAAGAUUCUCUCCUUCCAUUUGAUAGCCCAGCCUCUCCCUGGAACGGAUGAGCAAAUAAACGACAGAAUUAAGGAAGUAGCUGAUAAGCUUAACAAAUUUGGUUUUGUUUGUCCAAACGAAUUAAAGGAAUUAAAAAACAAUGCCCCUUGCCAAGUUGUUAUUGGUCCGUCACAUGUUGCCUUUCUGCUCACUGAUGGAACAGUUGCCCGCAUCCCGUUGAAUAUUCACUAUGAAAAGUUGGAUUUGAGCACAAGAAAUAGUUUCACAGUUGAUAAUAAAAAAAAGCCCAUUGUUAGCACCCAAAGUAGUUUGACCUCUACUAGCUCAGCUACGCCAACUACAGCAUCAUCUGCAAGGGUGUCCGGAUUUAACAAUAAUGUUCCAACAACAUCAAACAAUAAUAACAGUGGUACCACAAACAGCAAUGGAGUAUCUAUUGUAAGAUUACCAAAUUCUGGAGCAGUCGUUGUCACUGCAGGUUCUUCAGGUGCUCCGCGAGCCUCUAUCUCACGUAGAUUUCCUCGUAUCGGCACGGCAGGAUCAAGAUCGAGAGGAUCGGGUGUAAUCGUUGGUAGAGCUGUCGUCCCAGCUUCCCAAGUUCCAGAAGAUCUGAUUAACCAGUGUCAAGUGGUGCUGCAAAAUAGGAGUAGAGGUCAAAUUAUACGAGAAUUACAGAAAACCAAUUUAGAUGUAAAUUUAGCAGUCAAUAAUCUUUUAAGUCGUGACGAUGGCGGCGACGAUGAAAUGGCUGACGAAGAUUAUAUGCAAGAUGAUCUGAUAUCUUUACUGGAUGCUGGGAUGGAAUCAGCUGGAGUUAUGUUUGAUUCAGAUGUUAUGCUUGAAGAUGUUCUAGCUCAACGUCCCCGUUCAAUUUCUCAGCGUGAAGCACUUUUAAGAGCAGCUAGAGACCACCCUCAUAGAUGGCAUUCAGAUAUACUAUCAAGAAACGUUGAUUCACAUCUACGUGGCACUGUCGAUAAGGAACGUACAGGAAGCAAUGAAUCAGAAUCAACCAAGAGACCUGCAGCUAAGAAUCCUUCUUCCAAUGCUAUAUCUUAUGGUGAAGAGCUUCAAUAUUGGAUUGAUAAAGACGGAAAAAAACCCACUUUCACACAUAUUGCGUCUUUGUAUUCUGAGCUACUUGCUGUGAAUACACAAGGUCAACUAUGUCAAUGGAGAUGGUCUGAUCCAGAGCCUUUUUACUCUGCUGCUGCACCAUCAUUACUACAUCCUAAAACUGCAGCUUUAGGGUUAGCCUCAGAUGUGAUUACCCAUCUCUCGGCAUCUAUUGUGCGGGCCUCUUUAGCAACUGCUUCGGGUAAGGUUGUUACUCUCGUUGAUGACAGUAUUGCAAGCGCAACCGCAAGUGCAAGGGUAGAGCAUACUGCUAUUGCAUGGCCAGAAUUUGAACCAGGAAUAGCGGAAAUACAUACUUCCACUCUUUACACGCUGGUUAGGUUAAACAAUGAUGCUCUUUAUUGGUGGGGUGUGAUGCCAUUCGAAUUGCGAAAGAAAAUAGCGCAGAAGACAAGAGUCAAGUCAACAAAAAAACAAAGUAAAGGGUGUGGAGCUGAAAUAACUUGCGGUGCAACUGUGUGCUUGCGCACCGCGCCCUUUCAUAAUCAAGGAGCUAUUGGUUUUACCAUUCACAAUGGAGUUCCUAAAGUUGGCUCAUUAUUAGAAUGCGCUUGGUCUUUGACCGAAUCCUGCCGAUUUAAAGUUCUUCGAGCAGGUACACCGACAGCUGACGGAAGUAGUGAGAAAAAGAAAACUUCUGGUAAUAAUCAAGAUAAAACAGAUAUGCCCCCUCCUCCAUCGCCUGCUUCUUCAACCUGCAGCGACCACUCUGGACCUGCUAUAAUGUCUCCAGCUUUUAAAAGAAAGCGUCUGGGAGGAUCUGUCACACCAGUAAGAGAAGUUGUUACUGGAGCUGCUCUGGGAGCCAGCGCAGGAGAAGAAGAAGAUUGGCCUAUGAGUGAAGUGGUGAUGGUAGAAGACGCUAGAAACAUGCCGGUAGGUCGAGUCCUUAAAGUUGAUGGAAAUUAUGCGGCUGUCAGAUUCCCGAAAGACGGUGAAAGUGUAGCUGCACCUUUAAGAACAUCAGAAGAUGCUUCAGCACUGCUUUCAGAUUGUAGAUUACUAAAAAAAGAAGAUUUGAUUGUUGUCAGAGGUCCUGCUCCGCCAAGAACUCCCGAAUUAGUUCAAAGAACCCCUCGAAAAGUAUCUUUAUCAGAUGGCCAACUUAUGGGUGUCUGCAUUGAUGAUACUGAUAUCUCGGCCAUCUUAAAGUCUAAUGGAAAAUUACAAAUGGUAAUAUAUAACAUGAGUUCGGGUAGUAUUGAACAACGUAGUAAUCUACCUUCACAUACUCCUGCUCUUCUGGAAUCUCAGUAUUCAGUCAGACUAUGGGCAGCUUGCUCUUCACAAGCUACUUGGUGUUUAAUGACGGAUGGUAAUAAUACCAUUUAUCCCUUAUCCCCUGAUUGCUUAGAUAGUGUUCGAGAACCUAACUGGCCAGGAUUACCCCCUAUACGAUGUCUUUCCGCUCCUACACCUGCUCCAGGAACUCCUGCUGUUGCUCUUUUGGCUAUUGUUUGUGAGCAGCAGAUGUUGAUGCCUCAUAUACUGAGAUGUGAUACUGAAAAAGUUGAAAAAUUCCUUAAAUACGCAUCACCCGAAGAUGCUGAUGCGGCCAUGAAAGAAAUGUGUGAUGGAGGUCGAAAUAUACUUCACGCUGCCGUUUCUCAGUCGGCUCCAACUUCAGCCAAAGAAAAUGAUGCAGAAGCACCACCGUCUGCAGCAAGCGAAAGCAUGCGAUUAAAUGUUGACUCAUUUACGGGCCCUCCAUUACGUGCAGUUGAUUCUCUCACUACUAGAAGAGCGGUCCGGGACCAAAUGCAUGGUAUACGAGAAAUGAUGAGACAAGCCUCUUUCACAAGAUCAGGAUCUUCUUUCGAGUCAUAUAGGGAUCAUCUUGAUCCAGCUAAUAGACAUACACCUCCGGAAGACAAUGCUCUACAACCUCCAUUGCCAUCUAUGCCAGGACCACCGGAAGAAUUUUACGAGUUACCAAUUCGUUACGAAACGAAUGCCCAAAAAGCCAUUUCCUCAAGUUCGUGUGCAAUUCAAGAAGAAGCUUAUACUCUACCCCCAGUUAAGUUAGAAGAUAAGGAACGGCAUAAACAAGCAGUAGCCGUAUUAAAGGCAAUCUUAAAUAGCUCAGCGUUUUGUCGACAAGCCGUUAAUUUACUGAAAGCAAGAGAUGCUGAUGGUCUAACACCACUAAUGCGUUCUGUAUGGAUGCGAGCCUAUAAAGCUAGUCAGCUAUUGUUAGAUAUUGCUUUAAAUCUUUGUGCUCGUGAUGAAGAAAUUCUCAUGUCAAUGGUGUUUCCUCCAGGUUCACCCCCUGAUUUAUCCCCACUUCACAUGCUAGUCGCUAACGAUACCUGCUCCUUUACUUGGACAGGUGCUUACCACAUUCAACAAGAUAUUUUCGAAUGUCGUACCUGUGGUCUAACAGGAACACUCUGUUGUUGCACAGAAUGUGCAAGAGUUUGUCACAGAGGACACGACUGUCAAAUGAAACAGACAGCUCCAACAGCCUAUUGUGAUUGUUGGGAAAAAUGUGCAUGUAAAACUCUUGUCGCUGGUAGUCUUAACGAUAGAAUGACACUUUUAACAUCUCUACUUCGAUUAGGCGGUCAGAUGGUCACUCAACCUAAUUCAAAUGGAGAACAUAUAUUAUACUUCUUGGCAGCAACGGCAUCUCGCCAACAACACGAAUUUAGACAAUAUCAAAGAGUUAUUGAACGAUCAGGCACAUCGUCGUCUCAACGCCAAGCUAUCAAGGAAGCUGCAGAACAUGCACACGUUGAUAUUGGUCAGGAGCCUCCUAAAUUUGCCAGAAGAGCCUUGGAAAAAGUUUUAGGCGAGUGGCUAGCAGUCAAAAGUCUUCUGAUUGCUGAUAAAACGGAAACUGAUGAGGAACGAUUUGUCCAAGAGCAAUGGGGAAGUACUAGGCUCGAUCGGUUUACUCACCUACUGUUAACAAAGUGCGGCAAUGAUGCUCUUACUAUACUUUUAGAUACAUUAACAAGGAACGUUCAAAAUCCAACGACACAAGAAGAAGCUAAAUUAGCCGCUCGUCGAUUUAUUAGAUCUGUUGCUAGAAUUUUCGUUGUAAUAAGUAUGGAAACAUCUCCUUCGACGUCAUCACGAAAAGGUAUUGGAAGUCGGGCAGCUUUGGCGAAUAGUAUGCUCUCAGGUUCCAUUAAUAAAGCACGAAGUGUCUUCAAGCACCUGCUCCCAUUAGCAGUAGAGGAGCUGUGUGAAAUAUCUGACGCUUUAAUAACGCCAGUUAGACUAGGUGUUGCUAAACCCACAGCUCCAUUCUCUUUAUUGACAACAUCUCUGGAGGCAGUACACGCAGCAGAUGACUUGUUUUCGGUAGACCCUUUACCGGCCAGAAGAAGAACAACUACAGUUGACUCCAGUUCAGCUCCUCCUGCUCCCCCAUCCUCAGUAGCAGCGUCCGUUCCUCCUACUGCUCCAGUUACGGAUCGAGACAGUGACGGGGAGGGUCAAGAUAGUGGAAAUGUCAACGAAGCUUCUCAUCCACCAACUGAUUCAGAUGUUAUGGAUGUCGAGUUACAACUUGUUGAAUCAGAUAGUGAAAGUGAAUGUGCCCCAUCAGGCGACGAAGCAAGUGUCCAACAAUCGGCCAUUACUGGAGCGACAGCUGGUUCAGAGGCCCUAGCUUUCUUCUCAGAUGAAGAUGAUGAAGAAGAAGACACAGUUGUUGGUGGAGAGGAUGAUGAUCAGAGUGUCCCGGAUGACGAUCAAUCUCAGAGAGACAAUGAGGAGCAUGACGAAGACAGUGACACAGGUAGCUUCAGCAAUGAUCGACCAUUGUUACAAUCUAGUGCUUCAAACCGUCACGCGUCUGCCCCUGCCUCUAUGCAAUGGGCUGUCUCUACCAGCCCUAGGCCAGUUUCAAGGCGUUCCGGAUUUAUUGAAUCAUCAAAUUCUGCCUCAAUGGCCACUACAAUUUCACAACUUAGUCGAGCAUUUGGAAUAGUAAUUAGAAUGAUUAGUGAUUUAUUAUCGGAUGUCGUGCCUAGAAAAGAAGCUGACGGCUUUCCAGGGCUUCACUUAAAUACUGACGAAGACAUUCGACGUUUGAAACAGCAUGUUGAAAAUCAAAUUCAACCAACCUGGCUGUGGAUGAAAUCUAUUCUUGAUUCUACUGAAGCCCAGCUAAGGUAUGGCUGUGGAUUGAACAGUCGAAUAGACGUUCCGCAAGGAAACAAAUCAAACAGACGAACUGCCAAUACUGCUUUGGGAGAAGCUAGAAUACACGCCUUACAAGUUUUAGAAAGGUCUACGAAUAAUAGAAGGAGUGGUAACUCAGCAAGAUUUGUACUCGCACCCAGCUCUUCUACAUCUGAUACACAGUUUGCGAGAAGAGACUUUUUCACAUACGCCUUAUCAUUGAUGAGGUCACAUAAUAAUGAACACGCUGACUCACUACCGUCGUUAGAUGUAGCGGCUCUUAAACAUGUUGCUUAUGUACUCGAUGCUACUGUAUAUUAUAUUCGAAAUGUCGGAGGUGUUACUGGGGAACACAGUUACUCAGAGGAUGUAGAAGAUAGUGACAUGGAUGAGACGGAGGUCACUUGUAGAAAACACCGGUUCUUCCAGCGAUCACCAUCUGUUAUGCAAAUUGGUUGCACUCCUCCAGAUCCAUUUAAAGAGCCAAUGACAUCAGCCCUACCAUUGGCUGACCAACCACACCUUUUGCACCCUCACGCUCGAAGAGAUGAAUUAUUUGGGUCAGGCACAUCGACAACAACCAGCUCAAAUCUAAUUCCGACGCCAAUGUCUCUAUCUCAGCAAAGUGAAGUAUACGAUGCAAGCGAGGCAAUUAUUCCCCAAAGUCACGAGGCUUUGGUAGGAAGAUGGCGUCAUACACUACAUUUAUUCGGCCGAGUUUUCAGUGAUGACGUUGGAGCUGAAGCGGGAUCAAUUAUAUCUGAGUUGGGAGGCUUUCCCGUUAAAGAAGUAAAAUUUCGACGCGAAACAGAAAGAUUAAGAACAAAUCAACAAAGAGAUUUAAUAAUUGAAGUCUCUAGAAACCCAUCAUCUGAAUUUUUAGUAGCAGCCAUCAGACAAAUUAACAUAGCCUACUCUCGAAGAGUUUCGUCUAUUUCGUCUGGCUCGGCUCCCCCUUUGGCUGUUCAUAAAGUUAAAGUAACUUUUAAAGAUGAACCAGGCGAGGGAAGUGGAGUUGCCAGAUCAUUUUAUACAGCAUUUGCAAACGCUGUUUUAUCAUUAGAUCCAUUACCCGCUUUAGAACCUCCUCCCAAUUCGGGAACUUCUAGUAACUAUCCAGAUAUUGUUACAAAAAUCCGCCAACAGAGAAGAAUAAGUGCUCCUAGACCAAGACGACAAAGAUCUUUAUUAACCAGCGCUGAUAUUGCUAAUAUCGCUCAAUCUUCUCCCAGCACUCAUGAUCAUGAAUAUGAAGAUAGACGACAACAACUAUUUAGAAGAGUAUCUUUAAUACAUCCAAGUCUGGCAAGCAAGAUCACUGGUAUACUGAUGGAUUUACCAACAAAUUGUCAAGUAGCUCUGCUUUCAAAUGAGGAAGCUCUGAGACAAAGAGUAGAACAUGCUGUUGAGGUUUUAGUCACUCAAGAGUCAUCGAGGUCUCUUACGCUACCUCCGUCUAUGCAUUCAGAUAUUAUAGAUCUGGAUAUGUUCAAUUUUACACCAUCUAGUUCAACAUCAUCUCAAAAGGAAGAGGAGAUUAACGAUAGAGCCCCCUUGUUCUGGCAACCUGGUAAACGAGGUUACUAUUCACCUCGUCCAGGAAAUGGUUCGAGCGAACGCUUAAAUGCUAUGCGUUGCAUUGGUAGAGUUGCUGGUCUAUGUUUGCUGCAAAAUGAGCUUUUCCCAUUGCACUUUUGCCGACACGUUCUAAAGUACAUGCUAUGUCGUAAAGUAGCCUGGCAUGACUUAGCUUUUUUCGACCCACCACUCUAUGAUAAUCUCCGACAGCUAGUUAAUGCUGCCGAAUCGGAAGAUGGAGACAAGAUUUUAACGGAAAUGCACGUCAGCAUGACAGCGCCAGCUGAUGAUAGCAACAAUCCAACUAGAGAGAUUGAGCUAUAUAGGGGAUCUCAAGAUGUUAUCGUAACCCCGGCAAAUGUUUAUCAUUAUGUUAGAUUUUACGCUCAGAGACGUCUCGUAGAUAAUGUUAGAGCAGAGUUGGAUAAUUUAGCCGAUGGAUUGCACGAUGUAUUACCUGGAUCCUCUCUGGAAGGACUAACAGCAGAGGAUCUCAGGCUUUUAUUGAACGGCCAAGGGGACAUAUGCGUGCAAACACUUCAAUCAUACACUUCUUUCACAGAUGAGAGUGGUGAAAAUAAUUCUGAAAAAGUCGCAAAGUUUAAAAAAUGGUUUUGGGCAGUCGUAGAAAAGAUGACAACACCGCAAAAACAGGACUUGGUCUACUUUUGGACUUCUAGUCCAGCUCUACCCGCCUCCGAAGAAGGAUUCCAGCCAAUGCCAUCCAUUACUAUUCGACCACCAGACGAUGCUCAUUUACCCACAGCUAAUACCUGUAUUUCUCGUCUAUAUAUCCCACUGUAUUCGUCUAGGGCUAUACUUAGAUCGAAAUUGUUAUCAGCUAUUCUUACGAGAACUUUUGGGUAUGUUUAG